GUGAUGACAGCCCAGAGGAGCGAUGAGAACGGAUCGAGAGGAUCUUGUAUUUUCAACAAGGAGAUUACGGUGGAUCUCCAGUUGGCUGCCCUCCUGGUGCCCAACCUCUGUCUCUCAGCUUGAAGAAGCAGAAAACAGAAUCCUAAAACCCAUCAAUGUCAAGUUUACACAAGGACAUGUUCCCAUAUCCAAUGGCAACUACAUCUGGACUCUCGGCUUCAAUGAAACAAAGAGCUCAUCCUACAUUUCAGGUCUCCCAGCCUCUGGGGUUGGAGACCUGCAGCAGGUCCCACUAGUGCUCCUGCAUGGUUUUGGUGGUGGAGUGGGUCUCUGGGUUAAAAACCUACCUGCCCUUACAAAGGGAGGAAGGCCUGUAUACGCACUAGACCUACUGGGUUUUGGCCGCAGCAGUCGACCGAUUUUUGGCAGUGAUGCCAGCGAAGCAGAGGAGCAGUUUGUACAAUCAUUGGAGGACUGGAGACAGGCAGAAGGUUUGGAACAUAUGAUUCUCCUUGGUCAUGAUCUUGGAGGUUAUGUGUCCACUGCCUAUGCCCUGAAAUACCCUCACAGAUUGAAGCACUUGGUGUUGGUGGAACCAUGGGGUUUUUCAGCAAGACCGAAUGCUCAGGAAUCAGAGCGUUGGAUUCCCAUUUGGAUUAAAGCCAUUGGUGCUGCAAUGAAUCCUUUCAACCCUCUUGGUCCCCUUAGGCUGGCAGGGCCAUUGGGUCCUUUGUUGCUACAGGCUUUGCGUUCAGAUUUUAAGCAGAAAUAUGCUUCUCUAUUUGAGGAUGACACAGUGGCUGAUUACAUAUACCAUGUGAAUGUGCAGAUGCCCAGUGGAGAGACAGCAUUUAAAAACAUGACAAUCCCAUACGGAUGGCCCCAGAACCCCAUGAUGGAGCGCGUAGGGAUGAUCAGUACCUCUCUUCCUUUGUCUUUUAUCUACGGAUCCCGUUCAAACAUUGAUGGCCAGUCAGGAAAAGCCAUCCAAGAAAUCAGAACAAACUCACAUACAGAAAUCAUUGUGAGUUUUAUUUAUAUGAUUUUGCUUUUCUUUUUUUUUUGUCCUUUAUUGAAAAUGCUCUAUAGUCACCAUUUUCUUCUCAUUUCCCCCCAGGCCAUUCAGGGUGCAGGUCAUUACGUAUUUGCGGACCAGUCAGAUGACUUUAACCAGGCUGUGCUCAAGAUAUGUAACAAUGUCAGAGACAUCAUCAAUAUGUAGAAGAUGAAAACAUUAUUAACAAGAUAGAGGAGAGGAAGAAUUAAAGGGAACUUAAUGACAGAGAGGGGUGAACUGAGAAAUAACAAAGAGAACAAGAGAAUGCUUGGAGGAGUGAGAACAUGAGCUAGAGACGUGUGAGUGAUAGAAGGAUCAUAUUAAGGUGUGAAAUAAGAGAUAGAAACAUGUAAGAAGGUAAAAAGAAAGAAAAAAAGAUGGAAACAUGUCAAAACCUGUUUUUAUACUUUUCGAUUUACACUUAAAACAAUAUCUGUACUUUAUGAACUCUGUUUUUCAUUCUAAAUCUGAAUUAAUAAAUAAAAGGAAUAUGUAGGUAUUUA
Messenger RNA from Xyrauchen texanus (razorback sucker), 1560 nucleotides. It is a transcript of the gene abhd5b, whose product is annotated as 1-acylglycerol-3-phosphate O-acyltransferase ABHD5. Gene Ontology annotation, molecular function: catalytic activity. The record is from RefSeq and is a predicted model, not a curated record. Gene Ontology annotation, biological process: positive regulation of triglyceride catabolic process; negative regulation of triglyceride storage. Gene Ontology annotation, cellular component: lipid droplet. The transcript is spliced from 6 exons. NCBI's taxonomy places the organism in Eukaryota, Metazoa, Chordata, Actinopteri, Cypriniformes, Catostomidae. Bases 23 to 1222 code for a protein of 399 amino acids.